Molecule: messenger RNA, 1858 nt
Organism: Prorocentrum cordatum
Lineage: Eukaryota; Dinophyceae; Prorocentrales; Prorocentraceae
Source: the annotation of a GenBank genome assembly
GAUUUUGGUCAUCUCGCCUUCUCGGGUUCCUGACGCUCAAAAACAGCCCAAGAGGCCCCCAAGAUCGACCCAAGGAAGCCCGUCCGUAGCCAUUUUGGCUCAAGCCGCUCUGGCGCAAGCCGUUUUUGUUUGGGGGCAACCGCUCUGCAAGUUCGCCGGGUCCUCCCAGCAUCUCUCGGCGCGACACCAUGGCUCGGCGGGUGGUGCUCGCGGUUGCUGUCCUUCUCGGCUGCGGCAUGCUGAUGUCCGCUUUUGUGCCCUUCUCGCCGAUGGCCAUCCGCCCCGCGGAUCAGCAGCCUGCAGCGCUGGGAACGGCGAUGACGCCUGACGACAGGAUUGUCCUGCCGAGUGGGUGUUGCAUUCUCCACUGUGAUUCCAAUGUCGCAAUAGCUGAAGGGCAGAACUGCAGCAGCAGCAACAAUCAGUCACUGAACAUGUUGUCUUACACGUUGCACGGUUCGAAUGCUCACCGCGUUGCUGGAUGGAGCAUCAAAGAGUGGCUGAAGUUUAUAGGCUCUCUCGGGGUGGGUGCCAAGUUUGUGUUCCAGGUGGGCUCUUUUGGUGCAUUUUUGGACGAGGUGCUCCCGUUAUUGAAAGGCAUGGACCCGCAUCAGGCGCAACAGUGGCAAGGAGUCACUGCAGAGGCCAGACGGUGCAACGUUGACAAAUUGAAGGAAGCAUAUGUUGAGCAGCUAUCAGCAGGCACACUUCGCAUAAUACAUACUGCUGUUACAGAUGUUUGUCAUGCUUCCACAUUAAAAUUUGUCGUACCCAGCCCAGCUUUCUCGGGGGGCAACGAAAAGUUCAAAUGGAAAUUCGGAACCGGAACGAUCAAAGAUAGUGAGAACGGGCAGAAAAUGCAGACGUGGGGCGAAGGCCAGUUGGAAGAGCUCGAGGUUCCAUGUGGCACAACAGACUAUGUUAUGCGCUUCGGGAACGUCCCAGAAUCACCAGAGUUUGUGCAGGUUGAUGCCGAAUCGCACGAUGCGCAUAUUCUGACUGGGAUAGAUUUCACCAAGUUCAGUCCCAAACUGAUUCGAUGGGAAAGUCUUCCAAACAUGGAGAAGAAAGACAUUUUGCUGGACAAGCUAUAUAGCCAUGGCUACGUCACCAUAAAAACUGAUGUCGGCGCAGAUCCGUCCGCGGUUCGGCCAGAUGUUUUGUUCGCAGCGGUUGGAAUGACUGUUUAGAGCGUCGACCCUCUGGGUCUCUGAGUUCCCAUUGCUCAGCAGUGGAAUUGUUCGGCGUCUCAGUUUGUGAGCCUUGGCAUGUCAGGCCGGCGCAGCGAAUUAGACGCAGUUCUUUUUCCCAACCAUCCUGUGGUGUUGGGUCCUCGUUUUGAAGAGACAGCGCCCUGCGUUCCUCUCCUCUCCUCUCCUCCUCCUCCUCCUCCUCCUCCUCCUCCUCCUCCUCCUCCUUAUCCUCCUCCUCCUCCUUGUUUCUCCCUCCUUCCUCCUCGACCCCCGAUCGCCCCGCCGUGGCGCGGUGAGCGCCCCCGCUGGCCUCGGGAAGUAAUCUGUGUGCCGUUCGCGCCGCGGCGCGUCAGGCUGCGCUGCUGGCUCGCAGGUGACGUCCGCCUGCGGUCAGCCCAGUGAAUAUGAUGCAUCUCUUUUCCUCCCAGAGCUGGUCGCUCCACCUUGCGCGCACGUCCUUGGGCGAUCGACCAGAGAGGUGCGCGCGAGGCGGUUGUGUCUCUGGCGCGAAACCCCGCCAGCGCAGCUUCUUUCUCUUCACCGCGGAGGUUUAUUCAAUGUCCUCCACCUCCCCCUCAAUUCCUCCUCCUCCUCCUCCUCCUCCAUUCCCCCCCUCCUGGAGUCUGACAGGUGCACUGAGCACACUCCGUGUCAGCCUAGCGUGA